AUGUCUCUUUUCCAGCAGCUAAACAGCGAAGUUGUCAAAGUUGACUUUGGAAGUGUGAAGAAGAAUGGAACAUCGCGUAUGGAUAAUGUUGUUGUUGGAAAAGGAAAGAAGGGAGGUCUUCAUUUGCAAAAGGAGACGCGACUAUGCACGAUUCAUUGCAAAGAUGGUGAAGAGAUAGUAGUAAGAGCAGGUGUUAAAGGUGGUUUGGCUGAGGUGAACGAUCGACUGGUGGACAAUCCUGACCUUGUAAGGACUGCACCAGAAAACCAGGGUUACAUUGCUAUUAUCACGUAUGGUGCUGGCAAAAGAACACCCGAUGAGUUUACGGAGGAGUUACCGCCGAA
Cooperia oncophora is the source of this 344-nucleotide messenger RNA. NCBI's taxonomy places the organism in Eukaryota, Metazoa, Nematoda, Chromadorea, Rhabditida, Trichostrongylidae. The record is from the annotation of a GenBank genome assembly.